AUGUCUUUACCACCUGAUAUCACGGACCACAGCGAUUGGACAGUGAUUUAUGAUGAUGACGAUGGCAAGAAAGAAGACCAAUUGUCUCACAACAGACAAACCCUCGCAAGGACGUUGUCGAUCCCCAAGACUAUGUGCAUUCUGUCCGACACGAAAACCGAGAUAUCAACGGUAGCCGAGCUACCCUCGCCGAAGCUGAAGCUACCCAAACUAGGAGACGACUCAGCCGAAAGAAUCUUUCCAAUUCGCUCAGCUCUUUCAUUCGACUCGGUCCCUUCCUCAGCACUGCCAACUCCUGCUAUUGAGAAACUCGAAACACCAAUAUCACCCUUCUCGGAUACAUGGACUGGCAACUUCGGCAACGAAAAGGCUAGCUUUCAGCCGACAAUCGCUGCUGUAAAGGAAAACAGCGACCAGGAAAUUCUCAAGCGACCAGAUUCUCUUGCAAAACUGCAUCAAAAAAGCGACUGUGAGGCUGGUUAUUCAUCAACAUGCAAGAAACAAGAUCGAGACGACGAGCAUUCCUUGGAUGAUCCCACUAAACCUCAUGCAUUCAGAAUGAAUGAACCAAGCGCCAAUGCCUUGAGACAAUUGCAAAACACCGUAGAAAGUGGAGGCGAUGUUCUUGGUGCUUACAGGCCCACAAAUGGGCUACAAUACUCGAAACAAGAUGAAGAAGCCGUCGCCAUCCAGUCCUUUGGCGUGCUCAUAGUACUAGCAGAGUCGAAUGGAAAGUUCAAGGUACAAGUGGCAAGCAACAACUCAUCCAAGAUCAUUGGAUAUUCGCCAGACGAGCUUUUUGAGCUGGAUUCAUUUUGCGAUGUUUUGUCUACGUCACACAUCGAUAUCUUUCUCGACCAUGCCAACUUUGUCUUGGGUGAUGAGUAUGAAGUUGUGGAAAAUGGACCAGAGGUUUUCUUUUUGACCGUUUUGCUACGUGAACGGCUCAGCCAAAACGGGUGGUGUAAGAAGGUUUGGUGUACUAUGCAUACCAGCAAAGCAUAUAAGAACUAUGUCAUUUGCGAACUCCAACCCGCCAUGACCUCUGGCUCGACUACGAAAACAAGCCAAAGAGUGCAACAGCCAGAGAGACAGACUCAAACAUCGAAGGCAAGCUGUACAAAUCUUGCCCCUCUUGGAAAUUCUGGGAACGUUUAUAUCUCAAAGGAUAAUGUUCGCGCAACCGAUAUCAAAGUCACAGACUCCUCGGAGAUUCUCAACACUAUUCCUCGCAUUCUGCAACAGCUGGCAAGAUCUCAGACGUUAGAAACACUCGUCCAGAAUACCUUCGCCACCUUACAGGCUCUCACUCAGUUUUCACGAACUACUAUCUAUCAUUUCGAAUAUGAUCACAAAGGAACAGUGGUUGCCGAUGGUGUUGACUCUUCACUGGAACUGACCUCAUUUGAGGGCACCAGUUUUCCCGAGUCAACGUUUCCUGACCCGUUAAGAAAAAGAUAUAUGCGCAACACUGUUUGCCUCUCUUAUGCCAGGGUCGAUCACUCUGCAGAGCUUGUAUAUCGUGCCUCCACAAAUAAACAUGCACUUGAUAUGUCACAUACCUAUCUCGCUGCGGCACCAACAUCCUCAAGACCCAAUUCCGGUCCUCCUGUUAGAGCUUGUCUCUCAAUCGCAAUUAAUGUUUUUGGCAAGCUUUGGGGCUUGAUAUCAUGUCAGUCAUAUGAGGCAGACAAAACAUUGCACCCAAUCGUUCAGAAAGUCUGCUGGUUCAUGGCAGAAGCAGUUUCAAACAACAUCCAGCGGCUUUCUUCUACUCUCCCCAUUGUCUUGAAAAAACUCCCCAUGUCUUCGAGCGAUAAAGACAAUCUUCAAACUGCCGAUAGCCCGUCAGGAGAUCUGCUCAGUCUGUUCGGGGCGGACUAUGCUGCGGCAUCUAUCAUGGGAGAGAGCAAGAUACUUGGCAAAGCGACCGACUCGCAAGAGGUGCUGGCAGUGCUAGAGUACAUGAAGGCCAAAGAGAUUGAUACAGUCCUGUCAUCGACGAACAUUACAUCAGAUUUCCAGGACCUGAACUACUAUCGCGGCUUUCGUUGUAUAUCUGGUCUGCUGUUUGUUCCACUUUCAGCGGACGGACGUGACUUCAUCAUGUUCUUUCGGGCUGAGGGUCGUAAUAUGCCCCAUGGCUCUGACAAUGAGUCAGUAUGGUCUGCAGCAGAGUUCGAAAAGGCUUCCUCGUUGUCGUUGCUAUACCGAACCUUCAGUGAGAUCUGGCAAGAAAAGGAGGCAGCAAUGCAGAACAACCAGUUGAUGAGAUUACUGCUUGCCAACUCUGCGCACGAGUUUAGGACACCUCUCAACGCCAUUAUCAACUACUUGGAGAUUGCCCUUGAUGGAUCUCUCGAUCAGGAAACACGAGUUCACAUAUCUAGGUCUCACUCAGCUUCCAAGUCAUUGGUCUAUAUCAUCAAUGAUUUAUUGGAUUUGACGAACGCCGAGAAUGGAAAACAACUGAUAAAGGACGAGGUGUUGAAUCUUUCCGAAACCCUCACUGAGGCAACGGACAUAUUCUGGGAAGAGGCAAGACAAAAGCACGUCGACCUGCAGGUUGUACAACACGCUGCACUACCACCGGUACUCGGAGAUCAACGACGAGUGCGUCAAGUCAUCACCAAUCUGAUUAGCAAUGCUAUCCAGCACACUGCCUCUGGAGCACUUACCAUCGAGUCGUGCGUUGUUCCAGAAAGCGUCGACCCCGAUCAUAUUUCUGUCGAGGUUGCAAUCCAUGAUACCGGGUCUGGUAUGUCCCAAGAGACCGUUGAGACAUUGUUCUGCGAACUAGAACAAGUCUCCCACAAGGGCUAUAUGAAGACACCAAAGUCAUAUAGAUACACACCCAGCAGCACAUCAGUGGAAACCGAAAGCGUACUUGGUCUCGGUCUCGCACUCGUUGCUCGGAUAGUACGCAACAUGAAUGGACAACUAAGCCUAAGAUCUGAAGAAGGAAAGGGGAGUUGUUUCAAGAUCAGACUCAAGUUUCCGCUUCCAGCCGAAGAAUCCGACAAUCAGGCUUCGUCAUUUGUUUCCGAUGCUUCCCAGCCAAGACAAAAAGAACAAGAGAAGCAAGAAAUAUUGAACUUCUGUACAAUCAAACCGAAAGAUGGAAUACCAUGUGAAUGCGGCAUCACAUCUGAAUUCACAGAAGGAUCAGUAUUAGACGUCGACGUCAGCCCAAAGACCGGAGAGUCAAAGAAGCUCUCGCUGUCACGCGCAAAGUUGCAAACGAGCAAUGGGCUGCAGGAAGUACAUCGCAAGACCUCCCCUCUCCCAACGCCACCACAUUCCCCGGAGGUAUCAAAGCCGCCAGCCACCGCGUCACCAGGUGACCAACCCCAAAGCCUCGACCAGAACAACUCCAGCAUGGAGGCCACACUCCAUGUCCUGGUCGCCGAGGACGACCCGGUCAAUAGUACGAUCUUGCGAAAGCGUCUGGAGAAGUUCGGUCAUACAAUCGACAUGACAGCAAACGGCAAGGAAUGCGCCUCGGUCUACAAGAACAACCCUACACUUUACAAUGCUAUCCUGAUGGAUCUGCAGAUGCCUAUUGUGGACGGCCUAAGCGCCACGAAGAUGAUCCGUCAAUAUGAACAGGAGAUGGCAUCUUCUGGUCUGCCUGUGACUCGCGUUCCUAUCUUUGCUGUCUCGGCUUCUCUCCUGGAGAAGGACCGUGAGAGAUAUGUUCAGUCUGGGUUUGAUGGAUGGUUCAUGAAGCCGAUUGAUUUUCAACGCGUAAAUGUUUUGCUUGGGGGUGUGAGGAUUAAGUGGAUGCGCAAUGAGUGUGUUUAUCGGCCUGGCAUCUGGGAGCAAGGUGGUUGGUUCAACCGGAUUUAG
Penicillium antarcticum is the source of this 3849-nucleotide messenger RNA. RefSeq lists its product as uncharacterized. Gene Ontology annotation, molecular function: phosphorelay sensor kinase activity; histidine phosphotransfer kinase activity. NCBI's taxonomy places the organism in Eukaryota, Fungi, Ascomycota, Eurotiomycetes, Eurotiales, Aspergillaceae. Gene Ontology annotation, biological process: protein autophosphorylation; regulation of DNA-templated transcription; detection of visible light. The record is from RefSeq and is a predicted model, not a curated record. The transcript is spliced from 2 exons. The coding region runs from base 1 to 3849 and encodes 1282 amino acids.